CCCCGCGCUGCGCAGCGCCUUCAUCUUCACGCUGACCCCCAUUCUCCUUCUCCCCCCGCAACUUCCCAGCCGCCUCGCCUCCCCCCCCAAAAAAAUCCCAACCUCCCUCGCCGCCGCCGCCGCCUCGCUCCACCCUCCCCACCUCCGCCGUCACCGCCGACUUCCCCUCUCCCCGCCGCAUCGCCUCGUCGACCGUCGAGAUCUGCCGCGCCUCUCCCUGCGCCCGCCUGCCGUACACCGUCGAGCGCCACCACGCCGUCCGCCGUCCAGCGCCGCGUCGCCCCUUCUCCCGCGUCAGCCUCCUCUCCGCUUGCGUCGGAAACUCCGUCCUCACCGCCGACUCCCUCCUCGUCCUCUCCGCCGGGAACCUCCUCUGCUACCUCAACCGCCGCCAGGAGCUCCAGCCUGCACGCGCCGAACUUCACCAACGCGUCUGCUACCUCAGCCGCCAGGAGCCCGGCUCCUGAGCUCCACCGCCGUCUCAGCAGGCACCGAGAAGAGGCCAUGUUCGAUCUGAUGCCUCCGUCGGGCUGGAUCUGAAGGAUACGCCCAACUAUCCUUGUAGCGCUUGCUACUCCGCAACAGAAGAUUUAGCGGUUUAUCCGAACCCGUUGGAUCUAGAGCUUGCUUGUCUCCUCUACUGCUAACUCAUUUUGACGAAGUUCAUCCCGAUCUGCAGUUCAUUAGGGUUUAUUUACAUGCUGACGGCUUCGCUGUUUUUCAGGAUAUAGAUGGACCAGGAGUUCAAGGAGUCAAAGCCCUCCGGCGAGCCAAACCUGUUCCUGCAAUGGGGCAGCCGGAAGCGGCUUCGCUGCGUCAAAUCCCGCGAAGACGGCUCGCCGUCGCCAGCCCGGUCGGAUGCGCUCAGGCGCACCAUACCCCGGGUGAAUCGGCCCCUUCUGGGAGGCGAUGUCGCACAGUUUCGGUCACCACGCCGCCCGAGCACUCUCCACCGAAGGAAGUCCGAGGCACAGGCGAGUGAGGCCAGGCAGUCGAUGUCCCUCUCACCGGAGAAGGACAGGUACUACUCCACCAGGGGCUCCCCAUUUCCCUUUGAGGGGAAUGGGUUUGAUUUCAGCGGUGGAGUGGAAGAGAAGGGCACCGCUGCCCUGCCGAGGUUCUUCAUCUCGUUGUCGAACAAGGAGAAAGAGGAGGACUUCAUGGCAAUGAAGGGCUGCAAGCUCCCUCAGAGGCCGAAGAAGAGGCCCAAGCUGAUGCAGAAGUGCUUGCUUACGGUGUGCCCGGGAGCGUGGCUGUCAGAUUUGUCGCACGAGAGGUAUGAAGUUAGAGAGAAGAAGAGCUCCAAAAAGAGGGCGAGAGGACUGAAGGCGCUGUGCAUGGAGAGCGAUUCGGAGUAGGAAGAGGAAGGAGGAUGGAUUCAUUUUUUGACUUGUGCUCGAGGCAGAGAAGCCGUACCUAGGUAGCAACGUUGGUUCAUCUUUUAACUAGGAAAUGCUCAGCAAGCAGCUAAUUUAGUGCCCGUUCCCGUUUCUCCUUAUUCAUCACCACCUGUUGAAUCUCCAUGAUCCUUUCGUCUAAUUGUCCAUUGUCCGUUCGAAUCGGAACUCUGAAGAGAUCGUUGUCUGGAAGCAUGAACAUUGAGCAAAAUAGGUAGUAAUAUAUUAGAUCACCAUCUCUGAUGUUGCGUGUGGAAAA
Messenger RNA from Hordeum vulgare subsp. vulgare (domesticated barley), 1656 nucleotides. RefSeq lists its product as uncharacterized. Bases 732 to 1358 code for a protein of 208 amino acids. The transcript has 5 exons. The record is from RefSeq and is a predicted model, not a curated record. NCBI's taxonomy places the organism in Eukaryota, Viridiplantae, Streptophyta, Magnoliopsida, Poales, Poaceae.